CAAGUUCCCACUACUUAUGUCCAAAAAAUUGUCAUCUUAAAAUCACGACAACACCUUCAUCAAUCCCAUUUCUCACUUUUCACUAUCAUCCCUCCAAAAUGGCUCGUUCCAGCCUCUUCUCAAUUCAAACAAUCACCCUCCUCCUCUCCACAUUUUUCUUCACACCAGAAUCCAUCAAUUUCACCUUCCAUGGAUUCAACCAAGAUGACCUUUACAUCGAUGAAGCAACCGUGAUAAACCCUUCUAACAACAGCCCGGCAAUGCUAACCGACAGCGAUCCCAAUGCCAUCGGCCACGCAUUCUUCCCCCAUCCAAUCCCCAUCUUCAACUCCACCCUCACUCGCUUCAACUCAUUCAGCACACAAUUCGUCUUCCAGAUCAACCCCUCCAACGAAGGCGGCUACGGCCUCGCCUUCACCCUCUCCGCCUCCCGGGGCUUCCCUGGCGCCCGCCCCGGCCACCUCAUGGGAGUAUUCAACGACUCCAACAGGAACACCUCCUCCACAAACCACAUCUUCAUGGUCGAAUUCGACACCGUGAAAGGCUUCGACGAGGACAUCGAUUCCGACGGAAAUCACGUCGGAAUCAACCUCAACGGAAUGAAUUCCAGUUAUUACAAAGUAACCGAGAUUUAUUUGCAGAAGGCUAAGCCUAUUAGAGCGUGGAUCGACUAUGAAGCAAUCAGCAAACAAAUUAAUGUCACCAUUGCUCGUGUCAAUGAUCCCAAACCAGAGCCGUUGAUGUCUGUAACUCAUGAUCUGUCAGAUGUUUUGUCGGAGAAUAUGUAUGCCGGAUUCUCCGCUGCAACGGGUGGAGACAAAUGGAGCUCUCAUUACAUCCUAGGAUGGAGCUUCCGCCUCAACGGCCCCGCCGAUCAUCUCAAUUCGUCUCUGCUCCCCACCGUCGCUGCAAAUUCCGGCAGCAAUAGUGAACUGAGAAACGCGCUCCUCGCUGCAAUUUCUGCUGUUUUGAUAAUCUCUGUAGCGUCGUUGAUCGGCAUAGUAAUGUACCGGAGAUCGAGCCGGUUCGAGGAUUUGGAGAAAUGGGAGCUGGAUUGCCCCCAUAGAUUCCGGUACCGGGAGCUCCACGCGGCGACGAAAGGGUUUAGAGAGAGUGAGAUGAUCGGAAGGGGAGGGUUUGGAGCAGUUUACAGAGGGGUUUUGGCGAGCAGCGGCGUUGAGGUUGCGGUGAAGAGGAUCACAACCAAUAAUCCGCUGCAAGGGAUGAGGGAAUUUGCGGCGGAGAUUGAGAGUUUGGGGAAGUUGAGGCACAAGAACUUAGUCCAUCUUCAAGGUUGGUGCAAGCGCAAAAAUGAUCUACUUUUGGUAUACGACUAUCUCCCCAAUGGAAGCCUCGAUUCUCUGCUCUACAAUCCUGACCCCGGUUUCCCGGUCGUGUUGAGCUGGGAGCAGAGGUUCAGCAUCGUCAAAGGCAUCGCGUCCGGCCUGCUAUACCUACAUGAGGACUGGGACCAGGUUGUCAUACACCGCGACGUGAAGUCGAGCAACGUGUUGCUAGACGCCGACAUGAGCCCCCGGCUCGGCGACUUCGGGCUCGCGAGGCUAUACGACCACGGGAAGAAUUCACACACGACGCACGUGGUGGGCACGAUAGGCUACAUUGCCCCCGAGCUGACCCACACGGGAAAGGCCUCAACAAGCACGGACGUCUUCGCGUACGGGAUCCUCCUCCUCGAGAUCGCCUGCGGCCGGGCAGCGGUGGCCUACGAGGCCCACCGCAACGCGAUCUUGGUGGACUGGGUGGUGGAGUGCAUGCAGAUGGGGAACGUGUUCGACGCCGUGGACGCGAGGAUGGAGUAUGUGGUGGAGGAGAUGGAGAUGGUGCUGGGAUUAGGGCUCCUGUGCUCGCACCCGAGGAAGGAGAUGAGGCCGACGAUGAGGCAGGUGGUGAGGUAUUUGAAUGGGGAUGAGGUUAUGCCGUUGCUUGAGAGCUUGAGCUUGGAAGGUUCUAGAAGAGUUGAUGAGAUUACGGCGAGGCUGCUGCAGUUGGGAUUGGUGGAUAGGGUUUUGAGGUAUAGUUCGGAUUCCGUUAAUUUGGGGGUUUCUGUAGGGGUUAUGUCUACUACUUCUUUUGAUGGAGGGAGAUGAUAUUUAGUUUUAUUUUAUUUUAUUUUUUUUAUGAUAGAUUCUUUACGAUUCACACAACGUAACUAUAAUACUCAGUUAGGAGGAAUUGAUAGAGUGUAAUUAUAUAUAAUAGAAAAUUAAAUACUAGAAUGUUAUUCUUGUCAUAGUAUGUAUACUUCAAUUUGAGUUUUGAUGAUUAUCAUCACGCAAAUGAUUCAAGAUCAUGAGUACUAAUUAAAUUAAUGAUUGUACUUAAGUUUUCCAUAAAUGAA
Salvia hispanica is the source of this 2359-nucleotide messenger RNA. RefSeq names its product putative L-type lectin-domain containing receptor kinase VI.1. Gene Ontology annotation, molecular function: carbohydrate binding; ATP binding; protein kinase activity. Lineage: Eukaryota; Viridiplantae; Streptophyta; Magnoliopsida; Lamiales; Lamiaceae. The record is from RefSeq and is a predicted model, not a curated record. Gene Ontology annotation, biological process: protein phosphorylation.